UUAUAUAGUUGCACUUGUAUAAUCUUUUAAAUUGACCUUUAUUCUCAAUUCAGAAAAUUAAAUCAUAGUGAGAUCAUGUCAACUCUUGCAGCAACUCUAAAAAAACGUGAAAUUCAAAUAUCUAAAUCAAUUGAUAAACUAUUUGAAUCAAGUAUAGCAAUCAAUACCGAAAUACUUUCCGUUUAUCUAGAGAAGGAAGUUAAUAUCAUAAAUAAAAUCGCUUAUGAAUAUAAGAAUAGAAUGGAUGAACACACAGAUGAAAGACUUAAUUGGUUAAGAAAACUCCAACUUGGAUUGGAUAAAUAUCAAAUGACGGCAUCUACAUUGCUCGAAAAUUUGGAAAAAAAUCAUUCUCAAAAUUUGCGUACAAGAAAGGAUUUCAUGGAGGAUAUGGAACGAAUACAUUCUAUUCAUCAAUCCGAAAUAACCAAAUUAUAUGAAGAAAUUGAUAAGUCAACAGAGCACUUUCAUAAAGUCAUGUCUAUUUCAGUAAAGGAAACUCAAAGAAAAUCAUCAUUUACUACUAGCCAGUUAAAAUCCCUAUUUGAAUUGUAACGCUAAAAAUUAUGUGUAAAAUAACAGUAACAAAAUAAAAUACCAGAAUUAAUGAACUAUUUUAAGAUUAGGAAUUAAGGUAAAUAUAGAAAAAUUGGAGACUAUGACAAAAUGUAUUAAUAUUUGAUACUCUGUAUUGUUGCUGCUGCUGCUAAUCGGAAUGAUUAUAAUCACUAUGUUGGUUGUUAUGUUGAGUUGCAUUGAGGAUGGUAUGACUAUUGAAUUGUUGGAUGAAUUGGAUGUGAAAUUUUAUGGUGGCGAGUUUGACAAAGGAUUUGAUCAAGAUAUGUUAACGACAGGUGAUUAAUAAUAAAUAGAUGGUUUAUAUAUAAAAAAAUUGCGGUAAUAUUAAACUUUAUAUUUCCGUAAUUACAAUUACAAACAGCUGCAGUGUUGUACGAUACACAGAUAAAUAUUGAACAAUAUUGAACGAUUUACUAAAUCAUAUAAUGUUCAAUACCAUAAUUAUAUGCAUUAUAUAUUUAUUUAAUGU
Messenger RNA from Rhizophagus irregularis DAOM 181602=DAOM 197198, 1048 nucleotides. RefSeq lists its product as uncharacterized. The record is from RefSeq and is a predicted model, not a curated record. NCBI's taxonomy places the organism in Eukaryota, Fungi, Glomeromycota, Glomeromycetes, Glomerales, Glomeraceae.